AUGCGACCGUACUCCUCGGUGCGGCGCAUGACUCAACAGUCGAAGCGACUGCGUGUCGCCGGCACCCUUGUGCUUAGUGUGCUUGUUCUCUUCGGUUUCAUUGUCUACCAUAAAAGCCCUUUGUUCUCCCCAUGUGACUCGGCGUACGCGAACGUCUACGACAUCGUAAUCGACGCCGGCAGCACUGGCUCACGUGUGCAUGUGUUCCAGUACGAGCGCAGCCGCACCGGUGUCGUACUUCUGAAAGAGCGCUUCAAACGUAUAGAGCCGGGUCUGUCCUCUUUUACCACCGACCCGGACGGCGCCAAGGAGUCGCUUACGGGGCUCCUGCGCUUUGCUGAUGAGGUGGUCCCAGAAAGCUACCAGAGGUGCACCUCCGUCACCCUCAAGGCUACCGCCGGCCUUCGGCUCCUACCUGAGUCCGACCAACAGGUGCUGCUGGACGCUGCCCAGCAAGCACUCAACGCAUCUCCGUUUCAGUCUCGUGGCGCCUCCAUCAUCUCUGGCGCUCAAGAGGGCGUCUAUGGGUGGCUGACGGUGAACUACCUACUGGACAGGCUCGACACGGACGUUGCCACCAUCGCGACCAUCGAUAUGGGAGGUGCCUCGACACAGGUCGUCUUCGAGACGACGCCUACGUCGGGAGAAUGGCUGCCCUUCAACUACGCCCACCAGCUGCGCAUACCAAAGCGCACCAUCUCCGUGUACCAGCACAGCUACCUCGGCCUUGGGAUGAACGAGGCGAAGAAGAAGCUGAUGACGUUGUUCGCUGAAGCGAACGGGACGUCGUCUUUCCCGUGCUUCCCGAGAGGGUAUACGAAGCACCUGAACGGCGUGGAACUUCGAAACAGUGACGCCACAGACUUUGACGCGUGUGUAGGACUAUUUCGCGAGCAUGUCAUAACAACGGCGACCUGCAGGUUUGAUGCGUGUGGCGCGCGUGGCGUGCCGCAGCCGCUGUUUCCGUCAAGGCGGCAUCCCGUUUACGCCUUCUCCUACUUUUAUGACCGACUCUACCACUUCCACAAGGAGGGGAGGCCAGUCUACGUCUCAUUGUACAAGGAGGUCGGGAAAGAGGUGUGCCACCGGGAAUCUGCGAGUCGGGCCACCACCCCUGAGGAAACGGCCUGCAUGGAGCUGGCGUACCUGUACAGCUUCUUGACAAACGGGCUAGGGCUUGGUGACGACACGGCCCUCACGGUGCCCAACCGCAUCGCGGGUAUGUCAGUCUCCUGGUCUCUUGGCUCCUCUCUCUCCUUCCUGCUCAAGAUGGAAUGA
Leishmania mexicana MHOM/GT/2001/U1103 is the source of this 1278-nucleotide messenger RNA. Its product is annotated as putative nucleoside diphosphatase. Lineage: Eukaryota; Euglenozoa; Kinetoplastea; Trypanosomatida; Trypanosomatidae. Gene Ontology annotation, cellular component: membrane. Gene Ontology annotation, biological process: nucleoside diphosphate catabolic process. The record is from RefSeq and is a predicted model, not a curated record. Gene Ontology annotation, molecular function: nucleoside diphosphate phosphatase activity. The coding region runs from base 1 to 1278 and encodes 425 amino acids. The transcript has a single exon.